GUAUUUGCACAACAGACCCGGAAAAUAAACUUUCACCGUAAAUCGAAGGCGUCGUUUCCGUGUUCGUAGCUAACAGCGCGCGGACCGUCAGAAAACUUCAUCUGAAAGCUUCAUAGUUUGAGCUGUGAGUGACUGUUGAACGUUGGGAGCGACUUUUCCAACCGUUUAUUUCCGUUAGGAGCGGCUGAGCGUUACUGCGCUGAUUUUAAUGCAGAGGUCGAAGCUCGUCGAAGUUUAACGAAGUAAAAUCGUGAGAAAAGUUGGUUUUCUGUGGGUCCAGCGCCGAGAAAGACAGGAGGGAGAAAGAGGAUAUAACGGAAUCACAGGUUUGAACCGAACACAGCCGAGAAAACAAGAGAAGAGGACGAAACAAACAGGGAGAAAGACUGAAAGUGAAAGUAUGAAUCAGUCCAGACGCCAUUUUGACUCCACAGCAGAAAUAAACAGGACGUGUGCAGGUGUUACAGGUUUACCUCUCAGACCAGAGAAGAUGAAUGAUUUGGAGGAAGAGGAGGACAGAGCAGAGUCUCCAGGAUCCAGCUGUCUGUCUAUGAAGAGUGACUGGUCCAAAGAUUUUCCUCCAGACUUCAGUAAUGAACCUGGACCCUCAGACAGAAAACGGAGAGCAGAGUCUCCAGGAUCCAGCUGUCUGUCUAUGAAGAGUGACUGGUCCAAAGAUUUUCCUCCAGACUUCAGUGAAGAACCUGGACCCUCAGACACAAACAGUCAUCAGACACAGUUUCCACUAAAGAGGAAGAGGAGUGGUGUUUCUGUGGAGGAGCAGCUGUCCUGCUGUGAUCUGUGUCAGGACGUCCUGAAGGAUCCAGUCUCUACAGCCAGUCAGACCAGCACUGUAUGGGGCGGCUGUGGCUCAGGAGCAGAUAGUGGUCUGCAGGAGGUUUUAGAUGAACAUAAGAUCAGUCUGAGGAGGAGAUGUGAACGUGUGACUGAAGGAACUGAUGGAACAGGAAGUAGAACCCUCCUCAACAGGAUCUACACUGAGCUCUACAUCACAGAGGGACAGAGUGAAGAGGUUAAUACCCAACAUGAGGUGAGGCAGCUGGAGACAGCUUCCAAGAAGAAGACCCUCCAUGACACUCCAAUCAGGUGCCAGGACAUCUUUAAAGCCUUACCUGACCAACAGAGACCCAUCAGAGUGGUUCUGACCAACGGCGUUGCUGGAGCUGGAAAAACCUUCUCAGUGCAGAAGUUCACUCUGGACUGGGCAGAGGGCUUGGAAAACCAAGAUGUCAGUCUGCUGGUUCUGCUUUCGUUCAGGGAGCUGAACCUGGUCAGAGAUGAGCAGUACAGUCUUCUCACGCUGCUCCAUGUUUUCCAUCCAACAUUACAGAAGGUCACAGCAGAGAAGCUGGCUGUCUGUAAAGUUCUGUUCAUCUUUGACGGCCUGGAUGAAAGCAGACUUUCACUGGAUUUCAACAACAGGAAGGUUGUGUCUGACGUCACACAGAAGUCAUCAGUCAACGAGCUGCUGACAAACCUCAUCCAGGGGAAUCUGCUUCCCUCGGCUCUGGUCUGGAUAACUUCCAGACCUGCAGCGGCCAAUCAGAUCCCUCCUUCAUGUGUUGACAGGGUAACAGAAGUACGAGGCUUCACUGACCCACAGAAGGAGGAGUACUUCAGGAGGAGAUCCAGUGAUGAAGAGCUGUCCAACAGAACCAUCUCACACAUCAAGACCUCCAGGAGCCUCCACAUUAUGUGUCAAAUCCCAGUCUUCUGCUGGAUCACUGCUACAGUUCUGGAGCACAUGUUGACUACAGAGCAGAGAGGAGAGCUGCCCAAGACCCUGACUGACCUGUACUCACACUUCCUGCUGGUUCAGACAAAGAGGAAGAAGAACAAGUACCAUGAGGGACAUGAGACAAGUCCACAGGAGCUGACGGAGGCUGACAGGGAAGUUCUUCUGAAGCUGGGGAGGCUGGCGUUUGAACAUCUGGAGAAAGGAAACAUCAUGUUCUACCAAGAAGACCUGGAGCAGUGUGGUCUUGAUGUGACAGAGGCCUUGGUGUACUCAGGAGUUUGUACAGAGAUCUUCAAAAGAGAGAGUGUGAUCUUCCAGAAAACAGUCUACUGCUUUGUUCAUCUGAGCGUUCAGGAGUUUCUGGCUGCAGUCUACAUGUUCCACUGUUUCACCAACAGGAAGACACAGGUACUGGAGGACUUCCUGGGAAAAGACAGAGACUCAAAACCAAAAACUUUUCUUGGGAAGAUUUCUAAGAUUUUUGGAAACAGUGGUCCAUCUCUGGAUGUCUUCCUGAGCAGAGCCAUGGAGAAAUCCCUUCAAAGUGAAAAUGGCCACCUGGACCUGUUUGUUCGCUUCCUUCAUGGCCUCUCUCUGGAGUCCAACCAGAGACUCUUAGGAGGUCUGCUGGGUCAGACAGACAACAGUCCAGAAAUCAUCCAGAGAGUCAUCAACAACCUGAAGAUGAUGAACGUGCCCAACACCUCUCCUGACAGAAGCAUCAACAUCUUCCACUGUCUGAUGGAGAUGAACCACCACUCAGUCCAUCAGGAGAUCCAAGAGUUCCUGAAGUCAGAGAACAGAUCAAAGAAGAAACUCUCUGUGAUCCAGUGCUCAGCUCUGGCCUACAUGCUGCAGAUGUCAGAGGAGGUUCUGGAUGAGUUGGACCUGGAGAAGUAUAAGACAUCAGUAGAGGGGCGACGGAGACUGAUCCCAGCUGUGAGGAACUGCAGAAAGGCUCGACUUGAUAACUGUAAACUCUCAGAGAUUCACUGUGAAGUCGUGGUCUCAGCUCUGAAGUCCAACCCCUCCCAUCUGACAGAACUGGACCUGAGUAGAAACAACCUGGAGGAUUCAGCAGUGAAGAUACUGUCCUCUGGACUGGAGAGUCCAAACUGUAGACUGGAGACUCUGAGGUUGAUUGACUGCAGGUUGUCAGAGAUCAGCUGUUCUUCUCUGGUCUCAGCUCUGAAGUCCAACCCCUCCCAUCUGAGACAUCUGGACCUGAGUAACAAUGACCUGCAGGAUUCAGGAGUGAAGGAGCUGUGUGGUUUUCUGCAGAGUCCAGACUGUAGACUGGAGACUCUGAGGUUGAGGGGCUGCAGGUUGUCAGAGAUCAGCUGUUCUUCUCUGGUCUCAGCUCUGAAGUCCAACCCCUCCCAUCUGAGACAUCUGGACCUGAGCUACAACAAGCUGCAGGAUUCAGGAGUGAAGGAGCUGUGUGGUUUUCUGCAGAGUCCAGACUGUAGACUGGAGACUCUGAGGUUGAUGAACUGCUGUUUGUCAGAGAUCAGCUGUUCUUCUCUGGUCUCAGCUCUGAAGUCCAACCCCUCCCAUCUGAGAGAUCUGGACCUGAGUCUCAACUACCUGCAGGAUUCAGGAGUGAAGGAGCUGUGUGGUUUUCUGCAGAGUCCAGACUGUAGACUGGAGACUCUGAGGUUGAGGGGCUGCAGUUUGUCAGAGAUCAGCUGUUCUUCUCUGGUCUCAGCUCUGAAGUCCAACCCCUCCCAUCUGAGAGAUCUGGACCUGAGUGACAACAAGCUGCAGGAUUCAGGAGUGAAGGAGCUGUAUGAUCUUGUGCAGAGUCCAGACUGUAGACUGAAGACUCUGAGGUGGAAGUGGUGAUGAGCUGUGUCCUGAUGAUCCAGAUGUUGAAGCAGCAGCAGCAGCAGCUUGUGUGUAGAGAGGCUCUGACUGGACCAUGUUACUGGGAGGUAGAGUGGAGAGGAGAGCUUCAUCCAGCAGUGACUGACAGAGGAAUCAGAAGAAGUGGAGAUGACUCUCAGUGCUGCAGUCUGAACUGAUCUGAGAACAGCUCCACUGUCAGACACAGAGUCCAGUCCACCAUCAUCCCUGUGUGUUCCUCUGGAUCUGACAGAGCAGCAUCAGUGUGUCUGGACUUCAACUUGAUAACGUUGAGCUGAAGUUAAUCUGAGGCUUCAGCAGUGUUACACAAAUCAAGUCAUUCUCUUCCACAGUUUUUCUCUUUGACUCGUCUUUAGUUCUGGUGUUUUUACAGCAGAAUAAUGAUUCAUUUACAUUUACUCACACUGUUCCUAUGAAAAAAAGAAAAGAUUGUUCCUCUGUUUUUUAGUAUUUCUCCAUUCAUCCAUCAUCACAGUCAGAGGACACUGCAGAGAGGUUUUAGUGAGGAAAUGACAGUGACACAGUCAUUGAAAUGGUCUGCAGCUCUGUACUUCUGUCAUCAACACUCUGCUUCUUUGUUCACUGACGUUGGAUGUGACAUGAUGUUAAAAAUAAAGUGUAGAUUUCA
Molecule: messenger RNA, 4253 nt
Organism: Lates calcarifer (barramundi perch)
Lineage: Eukaryota; Metazoa; Chordata; Actinopteri; Centropomidae
Product: NLR family CARD domain-containing protein 3
Exons: 11
Coding region: 401-3604 (1067 amino acids)
Molecular function (GO): protein binding
Source: RefSeq, a predicted model, not a curated record